AUGUCCCUUUGGAUCAUCAACGCCAUUACCAUUCUGCCUACUAAAUGGCAAAACUGGCUGAUGCCACCCUCGAGUGUUCCCAUCGUCUACAAUGAUCCGUCAAAGGUCCAGCUCAGCCGCAUUGCUCACGUCUACUUUGAGCAUGCCGACUUGACAGCAUUCACCAGGUUCGCUGAAGAUUUCGGCUUUGUUGAAGAGGCUAGGUCGAACAAUCACGUCUUUUACCGCGGAUACGGCAGAGAUCCCUAUGUCUACGUUGCCUCUCAAAGCUCAACACGCAGAUCGCGCUUCUUAGGUGCCGCGUUUGUGGCCAAGGACCAGGAAAACUUUGAAAAAGCUGCGAAACUACCUGGGGCAACGCAAAAGAGCCUCGAUGAGGCUCCUGGCGGUGGAGAGCUCGUGACAAUUGCGAGACCAAACGGCACCUACCUUCACGUGGUACAUGGGCAGAUUGAGCGCCAAGUCAACCUCACGUCGCCGCCUUCAGCAACGCAAGAAAGCCAAGGCCCUUUCAACACGCCAUUCGACAAGCCUCGCAAGGGGCAGUUCCAGCGGUUUCACGAUGGGCCAGCCUUGGUGCACAAGCUGGGUCACUUUGGAUAUGUGUGCAAGGAAUUCCAAGAGGAGCUCCAGUUCUACACUGGCAACUUCAACUUUGUGCAUUCGGAUGUUCUGUACUUGCCACAGUUUCCGGAGACGGAUGUCAUGACAUUUAUGCAUCUGGAUCUAGGCCAAGAAUACACGGACCACCACACCUUGUUCCUGCAACGCGCAUCACCUACGACCCGCGAGACAUAUGUUCAUCAUACUUCUUUCGAGGUCGAUGACUUCGACACGCAGCUCAUGGGACAUCACCAUCUCGCCAAAAAGGGCUGGAGGAGCGUUUGGGGCGUGGGGAGGCACGUAUUGGGCAGCCAAAUUUUUGACUAUUGGUACGACAGCUCCAAGUUCAAAAUUGAGCACUACGCAGACGGCGAUGUGGUCAACGAAAAAAACCAGAUGCGAAGAGAGCCUGUAGGACCGCUCUCCAUCUGGGGUCCCGAGCUGCCUCGCGAUUUCGGAGACAACAAGGCACGAUAG
This is a messenger RNA of Cordyceps fumosorosea ARSEF 2679, 1080 nucleotides long. Its product is annotated as Glyoxalase/fosfomycin resistance/dioxygenase. The coding region runs from base 1 to 1080 and encodes 359 amino acids. Gene Ontology annotation, cellular component: mitochondrion. The record is from RefSeq and is a predicted model, not a curated record. NCBI's taxonomy places the organism in Eukaryota, Fungi, Ascomycota, Sordariomycetes, Hypocreales, Cordycipitaceae. Gene Ontology annotation, molecular function: methylmalonyl-CoA epimerase activity. The transcript has a single exon. Gene Ontology annotation, biological process: L-methylmalonyl-CoA metabolic process.